Messenger RNA from Myodes glareolus (Bank vole), 4389 nucleotides. The record is from RefSeq and is a predicted model, not a curated record. NCBI's taxonomy places the organism in Eukaryota, Metazoa, Chordata, Mammalia, Rodentia, Cricetidae.
CUACUCCCAGAGGGCCACGGGCUCCAGGGCGGUGUCGGGUUUCCGUCGAGCAAUCCUUCUAAGAUUGCUUCUGAGUGACCAGCUUGACUGGACAAGUCCGGUCAGAAUCCACCCCGCACCUAAGCCCUUGUAGGGUCACCGCGGACUGCCACUCCCACGCCCCGCGAUUCCCACCUUGACCCUCACGUCCCUGAGCGCCGGCUGCUUUGUGUCCUCCACGCUGCGCUCCACUCCUCUUUGUCCUGUUUGUCUUGCGGGUGGAAGAAGACCGCCAAAUUCUUCCUCCCGGUGUUGUGAACUUGAAGUGCAGCAGGAAACUCUCUCACCCGCCGCGACCUUGGGCGAAUCGCACACGCUCUCUGGGACUCAUUUCCUUCUGUUUUCCAAUGUGUGAAAGUGCUUUGUAAACUGCACGGCCUCCACAAGCAACAGAGGUUCUCUUUGUGCCGUUUGUUGGUGCCCUAGAACAUUCUUAUCAGGACAGCCUUUCUGGUUUUGCCGCCUGGUUGCUCAAUCCUGUCCCUUGAGAUCUUGAUGUCUUCAUCUAUGACCGGGUUAUUUCUUCACUUCCUCCAGAGACCAAAGAUCAGACAGGCCCCGAGCCCAUGACCCCUAGAGAGCUUUGUCUGAAAGGAAGCCCAAGAGAGGUGCUUAUUCUUGGAAUAGCUGGCGAUGAAAAGUCCACAGGGCUGGCAGAGGGACAGAGCUGCUCGCUGGAAGCAGGUCUCCAGCAGGCAGCAAGUUCAGGACGCCCAGGCUUUGAUCCCACUGGUGAUGAGAUGGGGACCGGACAGUCUGUGUGUUUCCCAACCAUCUCAGGACCCCACCAUGUUGGCUGCACAGAUGUGAUGGAAGGUCAAAGUUCUGAGGGGAGCUUCUUCCGACUCUUCUACCCCUGCCAAGCAUCAGAGAAGUACGAGCAGCCCCUGUGGAUUCCCCGCUAUGAGUACUGCUUGGGCCUGGCUGACUACCUGCAGUAUAACAAGCGCUGGGUGGGGUCUCUGUUCAACCUGGGCAUCGGAUCUUGUCGCUUGCCUGUUAGCUGGAAUGGCCCCUUUAAGACAAAGGAAUCUGGAUACCCCUUGAUCAUCUUGUCCCAUGGCCUAGGAGGCUUCAGGGCACUGUACUCAGCCUUCAGCAUGGAGCUGGCCUCCCGGGGCUUCGUGGUUGCGCUCCCAGAGCACAGAGACCAGUCAGCUUCGACCACCUACUUCUGCAAGCAGACCUCGCAAGAGAACCAGCCCACUGAAUCGCUGGAGGAGGAGUGGAUCCCCUUCCGCCGAAUCAAGGAAGGGGAGAAGGAGUUCCACGUUAGGAAUCCCCAGGUUCACCAGCGAGUGAGAGAGUGCGUGCGGGUGCUGCAGAUCCUGCAGGACGUCUCUGGCGGGAAGACUGUCCUCAAUGUCUUUCCUGGUGGAUUGGACCUGAUGACCUUGAAGGACGGCAUCGACAUGAGCCGGGUGGCCGUGAUGGGACACUCCUUUGGAGGAGCUACAGCCGUUCUUGCUCUGACUCAGGAGGUCCGGUUUCGGUGCGCUGUGGCCCUGGAUGCCUGGAUGUUCCCUCUGGAACAUGACUUUUACCCCAAGGCCCGGGGCCCUGUGUUCUUUAUCAAUGCUGAGAAAUUCCAGACAGUGGAGAGCGUCAACUUGAUGAGGAAGAUAUGUGCCCAGGACGACCGGUCCAGGAUUGUGACUGUCCUCGGAGCUGUUCAUCGGAGUCAAACUGACUUUGCUUUCGUGACCGGCAACCUGCUUGCUAAAUUCUUUUCCAGUCACACUCGUGGGACCUUGGACCCUUACGAAGGUCAGGAGGUUAUGGUGCGGGCCAUCUUGGCCUUCCUGCAGAAGCACCUUGACCUGAAGGAGGACUACGAUCAGUGGAACAGCUUCAUCGAAGGCAUCGGACCAGCGCUCAUUCGAGGGACCCCACCACAUCUGUCCAGUUUGUAGGCACAACUGGCCAUUUGUAGGUCACUUGAACCGAGUUUCCACGUAGGAGCUGCCCAAGGAUACUUGUAACCUAGUGGCAGGAUCCUUUCUCAGAGAUUGAGAGGAUGUAAUCAGACUCCUGAUUGGGCAGCUGGGCCCUUUGCUCUUGGAAUCGUUGAUCUUACAGCUCAGAGCAGCUUGUGAACAAAUCACUGGCUCAUGGGAAGCUGACAUUUCGUUCCUUCCUUCCUUCCUUCCUUCCUUCCUUCCUUCCUUCCUUCUUCUUUUUUGUCAAAGACUCGUAUCCCAGACUGGCUUUGAACUUACUGUGUGAGGAUGACCCUCCUUCCUAGUGACACACAUUGACACUACGCCUGGUCUUUAUCCAGUGCUGAGGAUCAAGCCGGACUUGAGUUAAUGACUGUGAAGUAUUAGGUGCUGAGGAUCUGUUCCUGAUGACAGUCAUCUCCGCCCCUGUCCCAGGGCCUGUUAACUUCAAAUAAGAACAGUGUCUAGCUGCUUGCCAGGGCUCGCUCUCUCUUGACUUGGGGCAUUUCUUCUGUUCCAGCCAUAGUCACCACGUGGAGUCAGGAGCAAUAGGUGCCAUUAUUGCUAUGCCCCGCUCCCCCCACAGUCCCAUAGCCCCCACAGCCCCCGCUCCCACCACAGCCCCCACAGCCCCCACACCCAGUGUUUUUGGUGUCCAGUGCUCACCUCAAGGAAAACCCGUGGAUCUGUGGUUGCUGCUCCGCACUGACUUUGCAGUGAUUGCUGUAAAGGUUAGGCCAUUGUAUUAACUGAGCCACAUCCCCGGCCCUUGGUGAGUUAACUUUUUGAGGAUGAACCAAGAGAAUAAGCCAUGGGGUGGGACUGAUUGAGCCCCCGGCCCCAAACUGAAUGAACCCCAUGAAGCCUGGAUGUGAAGACUUGACUAGGUGAGUCCACUCCUCAUCGUGGGCUAGCAUUGCCUCUUGAAUGCAGGUCAUGAUGCCAAAGGCCAGAGGGGAAGCCUUAGGGCUUACAACCCUGCCUGGUGUUCACCACCUGCCCCCUGUUGUCCUGGUGUUCUCCACCUGACACCUGUUGUCCUGGUGUUCUCCACCUGACACCUGUUCUUCUGGUGUUCUCCACCUGACACCUGUUCUUCUGGUGUUCUCCACAUGACACCUGUUCUUCUGGUGUUCUCCACCUGACACCUGUUCUGGUGUUCUCCACCUGACACCUGUUCUCCUGGUGUUCUCCACCUGACACCUGUUCUCCCGGUGUUCCCCACCUGCCUCUGGUGAGGUACAACACAAGGUUGCUGUCUGGUUUCUCACUUUUCACUCUCCCCGCUGUAUAAGAAACAGUAAUGGGUCCUCCGUCCUAUUACUCUUAGGAGCCCAUGCAGGGCCAACAUUGUCCUCAGAACCCAGAGAAAGACACAGACACCAAGGAGUCCCUCAGAAGCUGAGCGCCUUUGUGGUUUUGCGAGUGUAUCUUGUCAGGAAGCACCCUGAGGUGGUGGAGACAGGCUGUGAACUAUUAAUGGGGCCAAGCUGCCAUUUGCACAGGCCACAGAGGGCACUGGGUUGGUCAGCUCAGCUGCGAGAAUGUUCCUAGGGAGAUCUGAGACCAGCUUGGUCUUGCCUCUUACCUCCUGUGCCAUGAACCACCAACUUGCUCCAAUUAUGGGUGCUUUAGUCAUCUGGGUUUUUUUUUAAAUUUGUUUAUGUUUUUGAGGCCGUAACCCCAAAUUUAAGAAACAGACAGACCCUGCAUCUUGUUCUGUUGAAUAUUGAUGCUCAUGCUUGCCUAACGACAUGCUGUAAUACGCAGUCUGUUUAAUCUGCAUUAGAGCAAGCUGGGGAGCGCUCUGGAAGUGGCUUCUCUUUGUUUCCCUUUGUUUGCUAGUCGUGUUGAACCACAUGGAAAAUCUUUGGGAAGAAAGGUAGUAAUCCCAGACUUCCAAGCUCUGUGGGAAGGCCCACCUUGAACUGCAUCUCCACCAUACAAGACAUGUACGGCACCUGAGUCUAAGGAGGGAACCUUAGGAGGACAAGUUCAGAAGGGAAGUGGAUCUCUGCACAACAGUCCAAGGUCAGAGCCACCAAAGCAAGUCAGUCAGGAGGCUCCUUCCCAGAGGCGUGGCUCUACAGCCACAUAGCUGGGCUUCACCCUGCUCCAACACUGCAGGAAUCAGGGCAGAUUCUGUUGUCUUCCCAACCUCAGUCCCUGCACAAGAGGGCCUGUGUUACAAACUGUUGGGAUGACUGAGUGAGGGGAUGCAUGACCCAUGGGUUAUUAAAUGUGCAUUUCCCACUUCCCACACAUGCACUUUCUAAUUGUCUGUGUAUCACAGUAAGAAUGAUCCACAUGAUCUCUGUCCUUCAAGAUUUGUUGAAACGUGAUUGUUGGCCCCCUUGACGUCAACUCUGUCACUGUUCACCGUGCGAUUAAAGAGCCUGUCUAUUCUGAA